AUGAAUACAUCAGCCAAAGAGGGCACUGAGACUGAAAAUGCACAAGGUCAAAUGGAAAGGAGCGUGGACACGGUAGAUUAUCGGUCAUCCCCGGGACAAUGCCAAGAACUGAGGCCAGUGCAGGUGGUUCAUCAAUCACAUUCUCCUCCUGCAGUGGAUUCAAACAGCAGUGGAGCCAUCUUGGCCGAUGCUGCUGCUUCCGUUGCAUCCGCCCUUCAGUCGGCCAGGGAAGUUUUAUCCAGAAAUAACAGCACAAAUUCUAAACACCAGAUAGAUUCUUGAAACUUAUCAUCAUUACUAGACUUCUACCAUUCCUUUAUAUCCAAUUCUGUUUUGUAAACUGUGCUUUGGCUCAGUGUUUUGUCAUUCAGUCAAAAGUUGUUAGUAUUAUCCAAGCAUUCGCUGUUUCCUACACUCACAAAAAAAUUGAUUCUCUUUUCAGUAAUAUUCCAAAAUUGUAUCAGUAGAAAUACAAUUGUUACAUGGCUUCAAUUAUGUUGACAAUUUAGCUCAAUUAAUUAACUAAGGGUUUUUAUAAUCCCUUUUUUUUAUCCCAUAUUCUUAAUGCA
Molecule: messenger RNA, 569 nt
Organism: Cornus florida
Lineage: Eukaryota; Viridiplantae; Streptophyta; Magnoliopsida; Cornales; Cornaceae
Exons: 2
Coding region: 1-282 (93 amino acids)
Source: RefSeq, a predicted model, not a curated record